AUGACCCAGCCGGCCAGUUCCGGUAGUCCAGAGGAGGUCGCAGGAUGGAUCGAUGGCCCGUCCUGGGCUCCCCACGAUUCGGAUGCCACAGACCCCAAGCUGCUGCGAGAGCACUCCGAGGUCAAGUCAUAUCGCACGUCUCGCUUCACUUAUCCUGGAGUCCGCGUCUUCUAUCGACGACAUCGGCAGGCUGAGCAACUCCCGCACCCAUCUCUACCGCUUCUCGUCUUCGUCCACGGUUUGGGAGGGUCGGUCGCCCAGUUUUACCCUCUUCUCACCAGCCUUGUCCAUCUGUCCUCUUGCCUUGCCAUCGAUCUGCCAGGCUGCGGUCGGUCCAAGUUUGACCCCGCGGGCUGGGAGGCAUACUCUUUUGAGGCCCUGGUCGAACUGCUCGAAGUCAUCAUCGAGGAGUAUCGACGGAAGGAUGUUGAGGGGACCGUCGUCCUUAUCGGCCACAGCCUCGGCAGUGCUUUCUGUGCGCGUCUCGCAAGCCACGCUACCCCAGAGAGGACGUCCCUUUCUGAGCAUGUCGUCGGCCUAGUUGGUAUCUGUCCUCCAGGCCCAUUACCGGAAGAGAAGGUCACGCUCUUCAGGAGACUUCUUUGGACUCCGGGAUGGCUAUUUGACCUCUGGCGGGCGUGGGAUCGUCGAGGUGGUCCCUACAGCGCGAGCGUGACUCGUUUUGUUGGGAAAGGAGGCAGUCUGCAACUGCGCAAGAUGCAGGAUCGUUUCAACACUCAGAGUCGCACCCCUGUCUGGCGUCGUGUGGCAUGGGGCACGUUGCCGACCUUUGAGGACGGCAUCGCCAAGGGUGGCAUGUCUGGGGAAGAUGUGUGGGCUGGUCUCAACGUUCCGGUAUUUCUGGUUGCAGGCGAGGACGACCAUGUCACAUCCCCCAACGAGGUCAAAAGGAUCGAACAGUCUAUUACCAAGCGGUCGCCGCCUCCAGCGGAACCUGGCGACGAGAGUGAGGGCAUACCGGACUCCGCAGCGCCGGUCAACACCUCGACCACGCUUUCGGAACAUCUCCCACAGCGGAUUGAGGAUAUUGCCCAGGAGGACUUCACGAGGGACCGGAGCAUUGCGAACCGAGGUGACAGCCAAGACGACCCUUCUACCCCGCAGGAGACCCCGACAAGCGUGCCGCCACAACCUCGUCAUCCGGCCGGGACGUUCAAGGCCGUCGUCAUGCCGUCCCCCGCUAACCAUGCUCUGCUCUAUAUGCCGGCCACGGUGCGCAUCCUCAGUGGUCUGAUAUCGGACUUUUUACAGAACCAUGUCUCGGGCCGCCUCUCUCUAGGCUGGCAGCUACAGUACCUCUCUCGGGAGGGGAAAUGGGACGUCAAAAAUUUCGAGAAAUGGAGAAAAGUAGCGCCCGUCUCGGCCCCCAUUGGCCGACCAGGCGCACCGGUCUUCCGAGCCAUGAAGACCCUCCGUGAGGCUGACGACGUGCACAGCCCUGCCGUCUUCGUCAAGAAAUGGGGUGAAAUUAUCAGGACGGUCAUCGAUAUCAGCCAUGACCAACCGGUGUACGAUCCCCUUACGAUGGAGAAGGGCGGCGUUUCCUACCACAAGUUUGCUACGGUGUCGAAGAUCCCUCCGAGGGAUGGCGAAGUCGACUCGUUCAUACAGGUCGUCGACCGGAUUCGCAGCGAGAAGCAAAAGUCCCCGUCACUGGACGAGGGUGUGAGCGAAAACGAAGAGGAUGAUGCGGUAGACGAUGAGAAGAAAGAGGUUAUCGGCGUUCACUGCCAUUAUGGUUUCAACCGGACCGGAUACUUCCUCGUGUGCUAUCUAGUGGAGCGGUGCGGGUUCGAAGUUCAGGAGGCCAUUGAUACCUUUGCAGCGGCGAGGCCUAAUGGAAUCCGGCACUCGCAUUUCUUAGACCAUCUUUUUGUACGAUACUCGGGCUUAUCCAAGGGUAAGGACAGGGCAUGA
Sodiomyces alkalinus F11 is the source of this 1938-nucleotide messenger RNA. RefSeq names its product dual specificity phosphatase. The transcript has a single exon. Lineage: Eukaryota; Fungi; Ascomycota; Sordariomycetes; Glomerellales; Plectosphaerellaceae. Gene Ontology annotation, molecular function: protein tyrosine/serine/threonine phosphatase activity; mRNA guanylyltransferase activity. The record is from RefSeq and is a predicted model, not a curated record. Gene Ontology annotation, biological process: dephosphorylation; 7-methylguanosine mRNA capping. The coding region runs from base 1 to 1938 and encodes 645 amino acids.